CUAACAUCAUUUUACCAUAAAAAUAAAGGAAGUAAAUAAGACGUACUAAAUGAAUAUUAUACCAAUUCAUCUCUUCUACCUUUAUUAGGUUUCCAAUUUUCUUUUCCUUCGCGUCAACUCAUACCCUUCAGCUGAAUAAUUCUCUCAUUUUGAUUCGGAAUUUGUUGUAUCUACUGAACGGCAAUUUUACUCCGGCAGGCUCAUCCGUCGAUUUGUGCCUGAAUUUGGGUGAUGGCGUCCGCCGGCAACAAGAACAUCAACGCCAAGCUGGUGCUUCUUGGAGAUGUUGGAGCUGGAAAGUCUAGUUUGGUGUUGCGAUUUGUGAAGGGGCAAUUCGUUGAGUUUCAGGAAUCAACUAUAGGAGCUGCAUUUUUUUCCCAAACAGUUGCUGUGAAUGAUGCAACUGUAAAAUUUGAGAUAUGGGAUACAGCAGGUCAGGAGAGGUACCACAGCUUAGCUCCAAUGUACUACCGUGGAGCUGCCGCCGCUAUUAUUGUCUAUGAUAUCACAAAUCAAGCCUCAUUUGAACGGGCCAAGAAAUGGGUUCAAGAGCUUCAAGCACAAGGUACAUUCCUUAAACUCUUAGCCUUGAAUGAAGCUGAAGCUUAUGCUCAGGAGAAUGGUCUUUUCUUCAUGGAAACUUCUGCAAAGACAGCAACAAAUGUCAAUGACAUAUUUUAUGAGAUAGCCAAGAGAUUGCCUCGUUUGCAGCCUGCACCGAACCCAUCAGGUAUGGUCCUUGUGGAUCGACCAGCUGAAAGGACAGCUAGCGCUUCAUGUUGCUCUUAGGUUUUAGAAGACUUUUCGAAAAACAAAAAGUGAGAGUAAAAAAAUGAUAAUAAAUUAUAUUAAUUUGUGUGCAUAAAAACACUUGGUUACAACUCUUGCGUACCAGUUGGAUUGCCCAGAUUUGUACAGGAGUUGAUUUUUCUUUAUGUAUUUCACAUUUUCACUGUGAUUUGAUAAAUUGUUGUUGGAUUUUUAUUAGUUUUCACAGAUCUCUGGAAUUUGCCUGUUUGCGUUUGAUUUGUUGCAAGGAAGUUUUAAUAUGAGACUCAUCUUAAACGUGGUGAUCGAAGGCAAGGCAGAGAUCAUCUUCUUCUUCUUCUUCUU
This is a messenger RNA of Striga asiatica, 1113 nucleotides long. The record is from the annotation of a GenBank genome assembly. Lineage: Eukaryota; Viridiplantae; Streptophyta; Magnoliopsida; Lamiales; Orobanchaceae.